Rubroshorea leprosula is the source of this 901-nucleotide messenger RNA. The record is from the annotation of a GenBank genome assembly. NCBI's taxonomy places the organism in Eukaryota, Viridiplantae, Streptophyta, Magnoliopsida, Malvales, Dipterocarpaceae.
ACCAAUCCAUGUCCCACAAAAUACUUUAACCAGUAAUAAAUAUCCAAUGAUGAAGAAUUGAUCGGAAUAAACCACCUAUGCUGCGAAUUGUUUCUCAUCUUACUCACCAAUGGAAGAUAUGAGAGAUUCAACAGCAGUGCCACAUAUUGUGAAGAUUGUGAGGUUGGUUGUUAAGUUUCAUCCGCUAUUGACAGUGACCAACGUAAUCUUUGGAGUAAUAUUUCUAUAUGAUUGGAUUGAAGAGGAGGUGAGCAAUCAAUGGAAAAUUCUCAAGGUUUAUUGUCAAUCAACAAUGAGAGCUGUGCUAGAUCUGAUUAUUAAGAAGAUGAAGAAUCUAUCUAGAGCCCUCCAAAUGCAUCUCAACAACGAAGUAGCAAAGGGUCAGCUAAAGGCCAAGGUGAUUGGUAAACUUGCUUUGUUCUGUGCAACAUUUCUUUUGCUAGAUACAGAGUUUAGCUCAAAAUAUGAUAAAGAAGGGACCAAAAUGCAAUUAUUGUUGCUUUUUGGAAUGGGUCUGCUAACAAAUUCAAAGCCUUGGAGUCAACUAGGAAUUCUCCUUGGAAGUGUUUGUUUUAUGUCUACUAGUGGUAUUGAGACCACGGACAGAUCUUGGGUUGUUUAGUUUCAUUAUUGGAGUCAUUGGAUCCAUUACUUAUAACCGCUCUGAGUUCACGUUUACCACAUGGAUAAUUGCCUCUAUCUGUUUUAUAUUGUUCAGUUUCAAGAGUUGGUUAGAUAAGUACUGGUUGGAUUUGCAACAAGAUCCCUCUAUAAAUACAACAGCUGAAAGCACAGGCAUUAGCAUGAUUUUGAUUUUGGUAGGUUUACAUGUUGCACAUUCCUUCAUCAUAUGUUCUGCUAUCAAAUCUUCACUCUCCGACUAUAAAGUCUGGUUAGUUAA